UUCAAAGAUGUGUUUUGUUUGUGUUUGUAUUCGUGUUAGUGUUGAUGGUUGAUAUUUUGUUUUGAUUUUGAGUGUGCGGAUACAUUGUGCGUGGGUUUUUCGUUAUUGACAUAAUUACAUUUCGAGUAGUGCUAAUUCAGGUUUUUACAUUUGAAGAUGGGAAAGUCUUGUGAGCAGCUACUGCCCCCAUCCGAGGCACUGCCAGGGAUCGGUGAACACUGUGUUGUGUUCCACAAUGGCAAGGGAUUCUAUUACACCUGCAGGGAAUACUCAACUUCAUUUGAAAAGAGGCAGUUUAAGUGCGUGAGGGCGGAGUGUGGGGUGACUGCCACCAUGGGUCCUGAGCUCGGGUCUCCCCUACAAGACGAUGGAAGUCACACUCACCCAGCCGACUGGGGCUACAGAGACAAGUGUUUGCUGCUACAGACUAUCAAAGAGCGGUUCCUGCGAGACAAUUCUUCAGCUUCACUGAUUUUACAAGAAAUACUAUCAUCAUUCAUGUUUGAAAAUGAUGAGGACAACGAAGCAUCUUGUGAAUUCGAAUCUAUAACCAUUGAGGAACAAACACCAUUGAAGGUGUUCAAAGUAGAGCCAAAUCUCGUGGAUCCAAUCGAGGAAAACAGAGAACUUGAAGAGGAGUUGGACAAACUAUCAUCCGUGUUAUCAUCCACAACACGGACCUACAGCAGAAUUAAGAGCAGAGAGAAAACAAAAAUAGAACAACCGUCCUCCAGUGAGGAUGAGAGAGAAGAAGAGGAAGUAAAGAGGCCAGAUUUUGUAGCAGUACCGGUAGAAGAUGAAGAGCUGUACAACUUGCUAGGCACACCAGAAGAAUCAUUGGCUGACCCAGACCUUGAAUGUGAAAGGACAAAAAGAAGCAGGAAAAGAAAGAAGACGCUGUGUGAUCAAGCUAUGUCGCCAGCGAAACAGCCGGAUGAACUAUCACUAAUCACUGCGCAGCCAGUUAAAGGAAAACUCAGUGAGUAUCGUGCAGAAGAGAAAACAGUGGGUAAUAAAUCCGCUGUGAGCAAGGAAGAAGAAAUGAGUGAUGAUGACAGCCUUUUAGAAGUGGAGGUAAAAGAGAAGGCAACUGAAGUGAUCUAUAUCGAUUCACUGGACUCACGAGAAACAUCACCAGACACAGACCGUGUUACAUGUGAAGGAAUGGAAAGAGGAAGGAAAAGGAAACAAAUGCUUCGUGUGAGACAAGAUCGGAUAUCCUCCAAAAGAAAGACUAGAAGCAGUAAGAGAUGUAGAAGAGAUCGCUCUCCCAGCUGUGACGUAGAGUGGUUUGUUAAUGGAACCCCGAUGCGACUGCAGGGCGAACAUUACCCUGUGUUAAUAUCGCAAUCCAAUUGGAAAGAGAUAACAAAGGAAUGUUAUGUUUGUAGAAAACAUGGAAAAAGAAAACAAGUUCACUUUCAGUGUAAGCAGUGUGUUGUAGGGCUCCAUGUAAACAGUUGUUUUGAAAUAUAUCACACCCGUGAAGACAUUUAAGAUGAGUUUAGUUUGGUUCUGUUGCGGUAUCAAACCGAAAAAUUAUAACUCGUUAAAUUUA
Homalodisca vitripennis (glassy-winged sharpshooter) is the source of this 1558-nucleotide messenger RNA. RefSeq lists its product as uncharacterized. Bases 157 to 1497 code for a protein of 446 amino acids. Gene Ontology annotation, molecular function: DNA binding. The transcript is spliced from 10 exons. The record is from RefSeq and is a predicted model, not a curated record. NCBI's taxonomy places the organism in Eukaryota, Metazoa, Arthropoda, Insecta, Hemiptera, Cicadellidae.